GUUGCCCUCCCGUUUUCCGCUCCCCCUGCCCAGAUGCUGGGCUUAAUUUAGGGCGCACCAUGGGAGACUUAAAGUCGGGUUUCGAGGAGGUGGAUGGCGUACGCCUGGGCUACCUGGUGAUUCGGGGCAAGCAGAUGUUCGCCCUCUCGCAGGUCUUCACAGAUCUCCUGAAGAACAUCCCGCGCACGACGGUACACAAGCGCAUGGACCACCUGAAAGUCCAAAAGCACCACUGCGACCUGGAGGAACUGCGGAAGCUCAAGUCCAUCAACUCCAUCGCUUUCCACGCUGCCAAAUGCACUCUUAUCUCCCGCGAGGACGUGGAGGCGCUUUACACCUCGUGCAAGACAGAGCGGGUCCUGAGAACCAAGCGCCGGGGAGGCGCCAGGCCGGGGCAGGACGCCCUGAGCCCCGACCCCUACGCGGCCUUUUGGAAAGACGGCGGCAAACUUUGGCUGGGCUUGAAUGGAGGGACCGCGAGCCUGGCCAGCAGCAGGAAGAAAGCAGCCUGGCGCGCGGCAGCGGCAGCUGCACAAGCAGGAGCUUUCCUACCGGCCUCGGAUCUACCUCAUUUUUGGAGCAAAUCCGCCGGGCGCAGUUUGCCGAGCUUGGCCCGAUCUCCUAGCAAAGGGUCUGUAAACUAUGAAACGGCCCCGCUUGGGCCCCGCUACGUCUCCCUGGCCACAGAGCCGGCUUGUUUUCGGAGCCUGCUCUGCUCCAAGCAUCCUCAUUACUAUUACCACUCCUCGGCCGCCAUUGCCACUCAGCCCAAGCUCGCGGCAGCAGCGGCGGCGGCUGCUGCGGCUGCAGCGGCGGCCGCGGCGGCAGCAGCAGCCUCCAGAGGCAAAUCGCUGGGUCUGGGCUGCAGGACGAAGCGGAAAAAAAGCACCGAGAGGCGCUUCUCGGCGGGGUGCGGGCGGCGCGUGGUGAUCCUGCCCCGAGCUUGCAAAGCAGCCGGGGGCUCCGUGGCGGAGCGGCUGCCUGGAUUGAGCGGUUUCCUGGCCCCGCAGCCGGCUCAGCCUUUCCCAGAGCCCUACAGCAGCGACUCGGAAUCCAGCUCCUAUUCGGAUCACGCAGCCAACGACUCCGACUUCUGCUCCAGCCUGACCAGCACCAGCAAUUCCGGUUCCUCUGAGGAAGAAGAGGAGGAAGGCAGCUACGCCUCGGAUUCCAGUGAACUGAGCUCAGAGGAGGAGGAGGAGGAGGAGGAGGAGGAGGAGGAAGAGACCAGCUCAGAAUCCGAUUCCAGCUCCGGAUCCAGCCAAGUCUCGGUCCAGAGUAUCCGCUUCAGGCGCACCAGUUUCUGCAAGUCGCCCAGCCUCCUGGCUUCAGCCAGCCUCGUGCACCAUCCACCCCAUUCGGCUGGCCAUGAGGAGCUCCCUGGUCCAGCGCAAGUCAUCAAAUGCGAAGCGUCGGAAGAACCUGAGGACUGGAGGACCCCGGCUGGCUGGGUUCCAAAAGCUGAGCCGGGCUUGGACUGCACCGCUCAUCCUGCCGGCAGCAUGUGCUUAGGAGAGCUGGAACAGCCCAUGGCAGGAGGCAGUGGCAGUGGGGGAAGAUCCCCCUGGGCUGGCGAAGACCACUCCACCCCCGUGCCUGACGUAAAGUCUCCAGACCUGCCUGGGGUCCCCUGCUUAGCUUGCGGGGACUCCUCGCCUAGCUCAAAGCCAAACCACCUUUUGCCCCAAGCAAGAUUUCUCCAAGAGGCCCAGAUCUGCCAGCCUGCCAUUGCAGCUCACCCUUAUCCAUCUCCUCUUUCUCCAGCUGGUGCAGAGAGCCCCACUGCUGCCCCAGCCCACCUGUCCAGGGAGCCCCCAGGAAGUGCCCAACUCGAUGGGCAACCAGUCCCCUACCAAGACUGUUCCCAGGGAGCUGCUGCUGCUGCCGCUGCUGCUGCUGCUGAAAGUCCCAAACCUCAAAGCCAUGCCCAGCCUCUGUCCCUUGUGCCCAUUAUCCAGAUCAAAGUUGAGGACAGCAGUGCUAAUGCUGAGUAUGGAGCUCUCCCAGUCCAGACCCCGCUCAAAUGGGAAAGGAGCGACCAUGAGACCAAGGUGGAGACCGACCGCCAGCCAUCACCGCGGCCCAGCCCCACCCAGCAUCCUGGGAGCCUUCUGUUGCCAGCCAAGGCAGACCCCACCUGCCUGGAGGACCCUCCUAGCCCUCCCAUGAGCCCCCCACCUCCCGCGCCUCUGAGCCAGGCCCUUGCUGCAUGCACUUUAGGCGUUGCUUCAGCUGCCAAACCUGAGGAUGGGGAUUACAAAUUUGGAGCCCGGGUGAGGAAGAACUACCGGACCUUGGUCCUGGGCAAACGAGCCAUCGUCCCGAGCCCAGCACCACUCAAGCCAAAUCUGAAAUCCGUACGCAGCCCCCGGCCACCCCCGGGAAAACUCCUGGAGGCCCAGGAAGGCGCCUUGGAGGACUUGACUGUUCUUAACCGACGCAAGAGGGUGGCCAGUAAUGUCACCUCCACCAUCAAGAGGCCCUUCAGUUUUCUGGGCAACUUUCCUUGCCCUCCCUCCUUAGUGGUUGGCCUGGACGGGGAUCUCUUGCCAGCCUAUACCUUAAACACUGCCAAGGGUGCCCAACCGCCGCCCAAAGCCCAUCCUGUCUGGAAAUGGCAGCUGGGCGGGUCAGCAAUACCUCUUCCACCCAGCCACAAAUUCAGGAAAUUUCAUUCAUGAAAGAGCUUGAAUGGGAACUCUACUUUUAUGGUUGUUGUGUGGAUGGCUUGGGUUUCUGGAUUCAUCCUUAUAAUAAUAGUAACAACUAAUAUUAUUAUUUUGAUUUUCCCCCUUUCCCAACACCUUCCUUUUAUUACAGUUGAUGGUCUCUACUCUGGAUUGUUUUUCUCCCACCGCAUCUGCUUGUAUUUUGAUUUUUGGAAUUCUAGUUUAUCCCUCCCAGUCACUGGGGGGAAGAAAACAGCAACAAAAAUCGGAUUACUAUUUUUUUUUGCCAUGAAAACAGAUUGUGGGGGAAGAGGGUAGUAGCGUGCAUGGAGGGAGAGAGAUCUAACAUUCCACAGACUACUUCAAGCAAAAGUCUCAAGUUAAUUAAAAACAAACAAACAAACAAACACCUCAGUGGACUCUGUCAAAGCUGGAACACUUUACCGUCUCAGAUUGCUAAUAAUGCACCCGGUACCUCAGUUCAACUGCUACAAGUAAAUGUUUGGGGUUUGGGAUUUUUUAGUUGAAAGAUUAUUCGAAUGAGCCAUUAAUAUGUAAUGCACUAGAUCUGGAACAUGGAAGUCUGUACAAUUCCAUUCGAUUUUCUUCAGCAAGAAGUUGCACAGGGACAUUUCUCUAUCAUUCAGUUGUUGGGGGGGGAGGUUCUUCUUAACUUCUAAGUAUCCCCCCACCUCCCAAUCCCCACCUCAUCUCCUUUCCAUCAAAAUAAUUUACAUGCCUACAGCUAGCAGAGAGUGUGUAUUUCUAGAUCAUCACUGGGACAGUUGCUUCUUUGGCAGCUUAAAAUCAAUAGAGGCAGUUAAAUGUAGUUGAGUAUUUGUUUAAGAUUAAAAAUAAAAUGAUCCAGGACAAGUCAGUUUUAGCAAACUAAGGGAGGAGCCUUCUGUCCCUUCCCAUAAUAAAUUGUUCAGAUUGACCACUUACGUCAUAUCUUGGCUACAGUAUUCAGUCCGGCGUAUCACAGACCAGACUUGUGCACGUUUAACUUAGAGAGUCCCCCUCCCCCCCAGUUCACUCUGAAGUGAUUGAUAAGGACUGCAGGCUUAGAAGAAUUAGGAUUGUGGUGGAGCAGAUUGAAGCUAUGUUUUAUUUGAAAAGAUGAAGGAGUAUCCAUAAAAUGUGUUUCUCUCAGAUUCAGAAAAAUCAGGAUAAUGCUGUUUGCUCAGACUUGCAUUGCAGGAAAAUGCAAUCACAUCCCCAUGUUUAAAUGCAACAGAAGCCCCAAGGAGAAUCCCUUGCUUUCAGUAGCUGCUGUGGUCACCCAAACUCAGGUGUCUGAAACCAGGAUGUGUCACUGUUUUCUUUACAUGCCUGGAAACUUGACUUUUCCCAACCAUCCCAUCUUUGUAGCAGGAUCAUUUUUUUUACUGCACAUGACAAUCAGAGGCAAUUGUCUAUAUUUGCACUUAAAACUUGACAUAAUUGAAGCAGGCGGACUUCUAGAGUCCGGCCAUUGGUGAGACAUGCCAGUGUAAUAUGUUGUGAUAAUGGAAGCAGUAAAUCAAAAUGAUGGAAAUUUGCACUCUUGGAAAAAGCAUGCUUUAGCUUUAUUUUCAAUUAAAACACUGUUUUAAAAAGAGAAAGAACGUCCAUAUACUUCUUGCAGGAUUAUCCGUUGUUUUUCACUCUUUUGUGAGGUGGGCGGAUGAGAAGAGUGUAAAGCUUUGGUUGGAAGGACCGAUACUUCUAGAGGUUAAUUGUUGUUACUAUAAAACUGUGAUGAAAAGGAAAUAGUCUCACAAUAGUUGUCAAUUAUGUUAUAUCUGUGGGAUAAGUGAAGAACUUUUGCAAAGUUAAUAGAUCCCCC
Messenger RNA from Python bivittatus (Burmese python), 4497 nucleotides. The record is from RefSeq and is a predicted model, not a curated record. NCBI's taxonomy places the organism in Eukaryota, Metazoa, Chordata, Lepidosauria, Squamata, Pythonidae.